AUGCGCCUUCUCAACACGUCUAACGAGCAAGCUAAAGAGUUUCUCGGCGAUAUUCCCCGUUACUCGAUACUGUCGCACACCUGGGGCCAAGAGGAAGUUAGCUUGUCUGAUCUACUCCGCGGCCCUGACCAUUUUCGCGGACUAAGUGGUUAUGCUAAGAUAGCGGGGGCUUGCGCGGUAGCACGCCGGGAGGGUUUCGACUGGAUCUGGAUCGACACGUGCUGCAUCGAUAAAUCUUCGAGCGCCGAGCUGUCCGAGGCCAUCAACUCAAUGUUCAACUGGUAUAAGGAUGCCGACGUAUGCUAUGCGUACCUGAGUGACGUCCUUGACCUGGAUCUGGACGUGUUUGCUGCGAGUCGCUGGUUCAAGAGGGGAUGGACGCUGCAAGAGCUGAUUGCCCCAGCCGUAGUCGUCUUCUUGGGCUCGACAUGGCGUGAGCUAGGCACAAAGGCCAGCCUGGCUGUCGAGAUUGCAUCAAUCACUGGCAUUGAUACUCAAGUGCUCUCACCGCAGCCGGCCGCAAUGGAUCGCUCAUGGACUGCGCGAUACUACGGACGAUGGACGGCACGAUACUAUCCCACAUCAAUCCGGGCCGUGCUUGACGAAUGCAGUGUUGCCCAGCGGAUGUCGUGGGCGGCGAGGCGCGUCACCAGCCGCCCCGAGGACCAGGCCUAUGCCCUCAUGGGUCUUUUUGGCGUCAACAUGCCCCUUCUAUAUGGCGAAGGAAGCAAGGCCUUCAUCCGCCUGCAGCGCGAGAUCAUGAACCAGUCAGAUGACAUGUCUAUUUUUGUGUGG
Messenger RNA from Lasiosphaeria miniovina, 795 nucleotides. RefSeq names its product heterokaryon incompatibility protein-domain-containing protein. The annotation marks the transcript as partial. The transcript has a single exon. The record is from RefSeq and is a predicted model, not a curated record. NCBI's taxonomy places the organism in Eukaryota, Fungi, Ascomycota, Sordariomycetes, Sordariales, Lasiosphaeriaceae.